UGUUCUUGUACCAUUUUGAAUUUGCUGAUUUUUAAGAUGUAUGAAUGUAUUCUCAGGGGCUGUUACUUCCAAGAAGGAUAUGAGGUGAAGAUGGACAUGAGAGUUGAGAGCGCAUACCGGAAGUCCUUAGAAACAGUGGUAGAAUGGAUACAUAGUGCAGUGAAUACUACCAAGACACAGGUCUUUUUUCGGACAUAUUCCCCCGUACAUUUCAGGGGUGGAGAUUGGAGAUCCGGAGGAACCUGUCACUUGGAGACCCUUCCAGAUCUCGGUUCUUCAUUAGUGCCAUCCCACACUUGGGCUCAAUAUAGCAUAUUUGCCAAUGUAAUGUCAAGUCACCGGAACAAAUUAGAUUUGAGCACACUAAAUAUAACUCAUAUGUCGGCAAGAAGGAAAGACGGGCAUUCUUCUUUAUAUUACUUGGGUCCAAGCAUUGGUCCUGCCCCUGUUCGUAGACAGGAUUGUAGCCAUUGGUGCUUGCCUGGAGUCCCUGAUGCAUGGAACGAGCUACUCUAUGCUCUCCUACUAAAGCAUAACUCCAAGAAAAAUACAAAUUCAUCAACAUUUCAUGCACUAGCAGUAUGAUAUGGCGAAGUGUAGAAGUUUAUUUCGCAAGAUCAUCCGUGCAUGUAUCGGGCCGAGCAAAUAUCUGAUUGUAGGGUUAUCAGAAAUCUUGAUACAUUUUUUUAUUUAUUUCACAAAUAGAAGUCCUAGGUUUAGGGCAAGUUAGGAACAGAAUUUUUAGAUAAAUUGAGCAUAAAGACAGAAUUUCAUUUUUUUU
Olea europaea var. sylvestris is the source of this 781-nucleotide messenger RNA. Its product is annotated as protein trichome birefringence-like 10. The transcript has 2 exons. Gene Ontology annotation, molecular function: O-acetyltransferase activity. Gene Ontology annotation, cellular component: Golgi apparatus. The record is from RefSeq and is a predicted model, not a curated record. The coding region runs from base 37 to 585 and encodes 182 amino acids. NCBI's taxonomy places the organism in Eukaryota, Viridiplantae, Streptophyta, Magnoliopsida, Lamiales, Oleaceae.